ACAAUGGCAAAUCUAAGCCCGAUUGAGUUAGGAUGUAAUUGCUUUUGACUUUUGCUUGAUUAAUAAUGAAAUUUAGCGAACCGUGGUUGUUUCCUCAAAAGAGACACAUUUCCCGCCAAAGAACACAUUUUCUAAUUCAUUCCUCAAAAUCCAAAUUCAAACCGAUCUUCUCAAUCAUCAUCAAUCACUCGAUCAUCCGCAACAGUGACAGAAGCAGAUAGCACUCGCAAAAGCAUGGAAGCCAAAGAAGCAGGAUCAUCCUUAGAAUCUAUAAUGUUAUCCUUCAAUACUCGCAUUUCUGAGCUCCAAGAACUCAUCAUAGCAAGAAACAUGUAUCCGGCGGGUAGCGUCGCCGAUCUCACGGCGGUUGAUGUGGCGGUGAAAGCAAUGGAGCUUCAAGUUCAGUCUAUUAAGGAUAGAUUACGCGAAGAAACCCUCGCUCUCCCCAAAGCCAAGAAAUUGAUUGAAGCAUCUCUUAAGCAGCAGAAAAAGCUGCAGGAGAUGGCAAUUCAUGUUCCUUCUCACUUAACUGUGAAAUCGAUGUCUUCAGUACCUGACUCCAAUUACCAUUUGCAGUCUGAUUCUUCUAAGGAUGACCAUUCGUCAUUUGGUUCGUUGAAGGUUGAAGAGGAGCCUGUUGUGAUGCACAAGGAAAAAAAGGGUCGGGGACCUCCACCUUUGUGGUACAUUUCAGGAAACGAGCUUGAAUCCCUAUCAUCUUACAUGAGAGGAAGAUUGACCCUUGAGAAAGUCAAUGCUGCCAUCAAUGACAUGGCAGCUUAUGCUGAAUCAACUGCCCAGCUUAUCUCAGCCCCUAAAAAGAAGUUGCCCGAAAACAUGUGGGAGAAAGCCUUGGAGCUGCGAGAUAUUGCAAUGAAUGAAGGAGUUAAAGGAAAACAUUUUUUUCUUGAGAGUGACAUAAAGGGACCUUCCCUAAAGCUUGACAACACCGGAAAAGCAAUACUGACAGUUCUUCGUCACCUAGGUCGUAUAAGUGAGACAAGGGUUGGACAUCACCGAGUGAUUAUCCUCUCAAAACCUCAAUAAAUUAGAUAUGGGUUGCAGGCACAAUAAUUCUUAAUCAGUGGUUCAGAAGAUGUCAUGUAGAAAAUGUUGUUAAAGUGGUGCGUAGUUGAUUGUCAAUCUCCAUCAUCAGAGUUGGGAGUAAGUUUACCUUUCUAGCUUUACUUGUUAGAUAUGUGUAAUUGAGAUAUGUGUAAUUGUUUAUAUACUGAAUCACUUAAGUACUCGAGUUAUCAUUUAAUCCCUACUAUAUAUUUGGUUAGAAGCAUCUGUAAUGAAGAUGCAAAGAGGCUCCCAUUCAAGUUAGCACUUCAUUAGAUUUUCUGUUUGUUUUCUUAA
Messenger RNA from Spinacia oleracea (spinach), 1362 nucleotides. Its product is annotated as spindle and kinetochore-associated protein 1 homolog. NCBI's taxonomy places the organism in Eukaryota, Viridiplantae, Streptophyta, Magnoliopsida, Caryophyllales, Amaranthaceae. The transcript is spliced from 10 exons. Gene Ontology annotation, molecular function: microtubule binding. The record is from RefSeq and is a predicted model, not a curated record. Gene Ontology annotation, biological process: regulation of microtubule polymerization or depolymerization; mitotic cell cycle; chromosome segregation. Gene Ontology annotation, cellular component: spindle microtubule; outer kinetochore; mitotic spindle. Bases 235 to 1047 code for a protein of 270 amino acids.